Molecule: messenger RNA, 513 nt
Organism: Cylicocyclus nassatus
Lineage: Eukaryota; Metazoa; Nematoda; Chromadorea; Rhabditida; Strongylidae
Source: the annotation of a GenBank genome assembly
AUGUCGCUUCUAAUAUGCAAUUUCCAUGGAAGUUUUCGUGCUGCCGGAAUAGUUAACGAAUUCUUUUGGGAACAUCGCUAUUUUUUGGCCAACGGCAUAUUUGCAUCAGGCAAUUCGCAGCACGGUGUUGAGUGCUUUGGUUGCGAAGUCCUUGAUGUGUUUGGGCUGGUCGAUAGUAUGAAUCUUGCAUUAUUCGUAUCUGCCGUUAUAUCAGCCCUCCUAUCUUCGAUCUGUUAUCUCCUCAUACUCCUUUUCAUCAGGAAGUGUGCGCUAUGGACAAGAAGGCAAGCAAUACUGCUUGUCGUACAGAUCAGCGGCCUAGUACUCUCUCUUUUGAUAGUUUCUGUGUUCUAUCUAUGCUGCUAUCUACCGUUCACAAAAAAGACUCCUUUCGCGCCGUUUGUUGCUGCGACUUGCACGCUGUCAGCUGAAUGCGCAAGAUCAGAUCACCUGCAUAGCGAUCACACACGCAUGGUCAAAGAGAGCAGCGUAAUACAAGUUAUUAUCAAAUGA